AUGGGGUGCUGGCGUCGCAUCUUAGUGGACGACAUCGUUCCUGUGGAUAAAAAUGGCAAGCCUCUUUUACCACGAACGUCCAACAACUUCGAGCUAUGGCCGAUGCUUCUCGCCAAAGCACUUCUCAAACUGGCCUCAUUGACUUGGACCAAACGCCGCGAGAUCGUCGAUUUUCAUCCAAUCACUUGUUUUACAGGUUGGACCUGCUUGACAAUGAAUAUCGCGCAUCUUACGUUGCAAGAUAAGUGGGAUUUCCUAACAAAAUAUUCCGAACGUUUUGAGUGGACUUCGCAAACCGCACAAGAUUAUAUUCCAGAAAGCUCUGUGAAUAUGACUAGCGAGACAAAGAAACCCAGAGAAACUUGGCUUGCCGCCGAACCCGGUAAACCUCAACCGAUCGCGCUAUUUGUCCUCUUGGGCGACAUGCGAGCACUCGGAAGCGAUGCGGUGCCUGGGCUGUCACCCUGCUGGGAUCACAUAAUUCAUAUCGUCCAGUCACGUGAUAUUCCUCUCGAUCCCAAAGAUGUAAAGCCGCCAUUAGCAAAGUGGAAAUUUCAUCGCUGGUUAAAGUGGGCCGUUUCGCGAAAUAUGAUCGAUCUUGCCGAUUACUUCGUCCCGAUUCGUUAUUUGAAAGUGAUCAGUCCUCUCAAAGAGUGCAACAGGAGCGUUGGUCGUGAUAAAAGUGACGUUGCAGGAAACUUGAUCUCUUCAAACGAGAUCGAGCGGUCCGAUAAAUUUACUCGGAGAAUGAGAUCUCAGAGAAUAUCAGACUUACCCACCGCAUCGAAAGAAGAAGCAAAGGAAGACGUCAAUCGAUGGAUCGACUUCAACAAAAUAGCCUCAUACGUGACGGAAGUAUAUCUGUUUUAUAAGCUGGAGUACUUCCAGCAAUCGAUUCGAGUAACAGACAUAUUAAAGAUAGCCAGUGAGAAUCAUAAAUCAGAAACAGCAAAGGCUGCUUCAAUAAAAGAAACUGAAAAGGAAAAAGCAGACAUUUACAACAAUAUCGGCAAGAUAUUAAAAUCCAGAUAUAAACCUCUGUAUUUGUUCUGCGAUUCUCCGAAGAAAAAAUUUUUCUUGGUCAAUCUUUGCGCCGCACCGAAGAAGAAGAACGAUUUGCACAAAAAGAAUUACUUGAUCCUUGAAAAAUACAACUGGUUCUUUAUAUCGGAUUCAUCGGAUCAAUCAAUAACUAUUUCCACUACUGGCAACAAGUCAACUAUUGUGGAAUUGGAAGCUGGCAGGCAACUUUUGCAGAUUCACAGUCGUUUAGACUCAGGUCUGAUGAUUAUUUCUUCAGAUACGGAUUUUUAUCUUGGAGAUCGAGCAACUGUGCAACAACUGAUGACCUCAGAGUCGAACAGAAUUGAGCAGAUAUCGAAAAUAAUUAGCGACAACCUCUGUAAAGCUUAUCGAUCGUUUGGAACAAGGAAUUACCCAUCAAUGUUGAAAAACUUUUACCAAAGCUACAUGCCUAACUUGCAGUUUGCUUCUUCAAAAGAAAAUAAAAAUUUUCGGACGCUAAUACACCAUUUCUUCAUGGAAGAACAAGUUCGGUUGAUCAAGGAGAUUGUUUCUGAGGAAGAACUCCAAGACAUUCUUCACUCUUUGAAAAUAUUUUUCCUAAAUCCGCGUAUUAGAUUAGAAUCUCUCGAUUUAAUGACAAAUCGAAAUAUUUUUCAAAAUCUUGCAAUAAGAGAAACUUCGAAAAUAUGGUUUUCCACAUCGGGCAAUUGUGAAGAAGUCCUAGAUCAAGCUGCAACUACGAUUCAAUCUUUUCUCAAGAUGGCUGUCGUCAAAGGAUAUAAAAAACUUCACAAUCCUGAUCACGCUUUCCAUACGCAGAUUCGUGAACGACUCCUGAAGAUAUCCGCUCUAUUUGAUUUGUCUCUCGCAAGUCGAUUAUUAAGGAACGUUAUUAAUCGUCAUGACAGCCUGCGUGAUCUGUAUCCUUGUUCUGAAGACUUCAUACACGUUCUGAAUAUUCAGGAAUUCAAAGGUAUCCUAAAAAACAUCAGGUACGAACAGUACUUCCCGAUUGUUAGGCUCGUUGUAAAUCCUAAGCCCAAAGAGGCGGUUCUCGCGGCCUUCGAAUUGCUAAUCGAUCUUCCUCGUUUCGCACUGCGUGUCUUCAACAACCAAAAUGGACGCGAGAUGACACGUCUUGUGAACCACGUGAUUCCAACUUAUUACGAGUACCUUCCGGAUGGUUACACGGUGUUCGCUUACAGCUGGAGCGAUAAGCAUUUUAAAGAGUUUGACUGGACAAUUCGCGUGAUUACUAUGAAAGGUGACCCAAUACUCUAUCAACUGGAUGAGCAGCAGCCUUUGUCCUUAGAGAUCAAACCACCAAGACUGAAAGUCGACGAAUUAAUCGGUACUUAUAUCCCGAACGUGAGAGAUUGUAUCUUGCGUUGUAUUCUGCAAACGACUUCAAAGAGAAGCAUCGUUUCGAUAAGGUUGACAACCUCUUACAACCUAACGGAAAUCAGAAUAAAAGUUGCCGAUGAAGAUGGCAACAUUUUGAUUGACGUGAACGGUGAUUCAACGGUAUUAUUACCCUUAGUGAUUUUGAAACAUACCACCAGGAAUGAGGAAGAUUAUAGGACUGAGAAUAAUAGCCAAGAUAUUAAAAAAAAGAAGAAAAAUGCGAAGAAAAAAAAUUUAUAUUAUAUAGAGGCUUUCGUGUUCAACAAUAGUUGGCCCCUCACGAAUGUCGAGUGGACAGUCGCGAACCAGGCAAAGAUGAAGAGAGCUGAAAAUAUUAAAAUAAAAAUACAAUCUGGGAAUAAAGCAUCAUCAAGGUCAGGUCUGUCGACGAUGAGGAAGGACACGAAGCAAUUCGCGAGUGAUGUCCAAGCUUUAGAACCACCGUAUUGGAUUCUUCAGGUUGUUACAGAUGCUCGGGACGUUGUAGAGAUCUAUGAAGACAAAAGUAAAGAGCAAGAAAUAAUAUUGCUGAAAGAAAUGUGGUGGUUGAAGGAUCCAAGUCAAGCUAAACGUGGAAAGAAUUUGCGGAAAGCCUUUUUAAAUGCACACGCCUCGAAAAUUGAAUCUGACGUAUUUUCGAACCAAAACGGAAUACAAUUGAAAUUAAUAGAAGACGAAGAUAUGGAAUUUUGUCUGUCGCAUGCAAGACAAUAUAGAACCUUGAAGCCAUUGGAAUCUUAUCACUAUUUACCUGCUUUGGAUUUGACAAAAUACAUGGAAAACGAGUAUCAUCGAAUAAAGACAAAGAGCGACGAUAAAAUAUUAAAAAAUCAACAUACCGCCAUCAUCACCGACGAUCAAAUAAAUGAUUCUGAUUACUUGAAGAAUCUGGAUGACCUAAUGAACAAACAACUACGGAGACACUUAAAGCACUUUGGGAAAAAGGAGAAGAAUUUCUGGCAGAAAAGAUCAUUCGUGGACGCUGUUUACGAAACAAGAAAGAUUUACAUUAAUAGUUUGAUAGCCGAGAAAGUAAAAAAUGAAACGAAUGGAAAGAAGAAUUAAGAAGAUUCUAUUUUACGAAAUGACAGCCGCAUGAAAUGCUACUUCAAGAGCGCUGUUCACUUGAAGAGGCACACCUGUUUUGCGUUGAUGACUGUCCACGAUCCACCUUUUAAUGACGCCUCUCUGGCUGCUCAAGAAAGAAAUAACGGCGAUCCCGAUUUUUCAUUCGGGACCAGUCCACGCAGUCUAGUAAGAUUAUUAUGGAACUACGAGAAGAGGCGUCUACGAGAGAGGGUGCUUCUAGAUGUGUGUACACUGAGCGUGAUAAACGACCUCGGAUACUGGUGACGUAGUUAUCAUCGAAAAUAUUAUCAUUCCUCUUCUAA
Molecule: messenger RNA, 3821 nt
Organism: Trachymyrmex cornetzi
Lineage: Eukaryota; Metazoa; Arthropoda; Insecta; Hymenoptera; Formicidae
Biological process (GO): proteolysis
Molecular function (GO): calcium-dependent cysteine-type endopeptidase activity
Source: RefSeq, a predicted model, not a curated record